Drosophila elegans is the source of this 3137-nucleotide messenger RNA. RefSeq lists its product as uncharacterized. Lineage: Eukaryota; Metazoa; Arthropoda; Insecta; Diptera; Drosophilidae. The transcript is spliced from 12 exons. The coding region runs from base 32 to 3070 and encodes 1012 amino acids. The record is from RefSeq and is a predicted model, not a curated record. Gene Ontology annotation, molecular function: heme binding; oxidoreductase activity, acting on paired donors, with incorporation or reduction of molecular oxygen; monooxygenase activity.
GUCUGGCCUGGCAAUCGGUUGUGGUUUUGCAAUGAGUCCGAUUUGCUGUGCACUGUGUUUCAUAGCAGGGUUUUUAGCCCUGGUCUACGUAUUCCUCACCUGGAACUUCGACUACUGGAGGAAGCGAGGCAUCCAGACGGCCACUUCAUGGCCAUUUGUGGGCAGUUUUCCCAGCAUUUUCACCCGCAAACGUAACAUUGCUUACGACAUCGAUGAUAUCUAUCAGGAGUACAAAGAGACGGACAAAAUAGUGGGUGUGUUCACCACUCGACGUCCCCAGCUGCUGGUUACGUGUCCGGAAUAUAUACACAAGAUUUAUGCCACCGACUUCCGUAGUUUCCAUGACAAUGAGCGGGGCAAUUUUGUGGACAAAAGGGUGGACAAAAUUCUGGGCAACAAUCCGUUUGUCCUCAAGGGCGAUGAAUGGAAAGAGAGAAGGACGGAGAUCACGCCAGGACUGUCGCCUAAUCGAGUCAAGGCUGUUUAUCCCGUCUCGCAAAGUGUGUGCAAAAAGUUUGUGGACUACUUAAGGCACCAGGGGAGAAUGGCCACCUCCACCUCCCAGGGAUUGGAUGCAAUGGAACUGUCCCUUUGCUACACCACCGAAGUGGUUUCCGACUGCGUCCUGGGCAUCUCCGCACAGAGUUUCACGGACACCCCCACACCCCUGGUGGGAAUGAUCAAACGCGUGUUCAACUCGUCCUUCGGAUUCAUCUUCUACAGCAUGGUGGCCAACAUAUGGCCACCCAUUCAAAAGUUCUACAGCGUGGCCCUGUUCACCAAGGAAGCGGAGGACUUCUUCUUUGACAUCAUGAGGCGAUCCAUUAAUUUGAGGCGCGAAAAGUCGGGCCAACAACGCGACGACUUCCUCAACUACAUGCUGCAGUUGCAGGAGAAAAAGGGAUUGGACACGGCAGAGCUCACCUCCCACACGAUGACCUUCCUCACCGACGGAUUUGAGACCACGGCACUGGUCCUAUCCCACACUCUGCUCUUGCUGGGACGACAUCCCGAGGAGCAGCAAAAGGUGCGGCAAGAAAUUGGCCACGGGGAACUGAGUUUCGAGCAGCUGACAGAGCUGCCCUACCUAGAAGCCUGCAUUCAUGAAACACUGCGUUUGUUUUCUCCGCAAGUUGCAUCCCGAAAACUGGUAACCGAACCCUACGAAUUCGUGAACAAGGAUGGUGUAACUUUGAAAUUGAAACCAGGCGACGUGGUCAUCAUACCCGUGAAAGCUCUGCACCAUGAUCCGCAGUAUUAUGAGAGUCCGGAAUCCUUUAGGCCAGAGCGCUUCCUUGAGGUCAACGGAGGUGUGAAGAAAUAUCGGGAUCAGGGGGUCUUUCUCCCCUUUGGCGAUGGACCGCGCAUCUGUCCAGGCAUACGAUUUGCACUUACUCAACUCAAGGCAGCACUGGUGGAAAUCGUUAGGAAUUUCGACAUCAGAGUUAAUCCCAAGACCCGCUCAGAUGAUCGACUAGAUGAUACCUUCUUUAUGGCCACCCUAAAAGGCGGCAUUUUUCUGGAUUUCAAAGAGCGAUCAUCCGCGUUCGCGAGCGGUUGUGCCAUGUGUCCGAUUUCUACAGCUCUGUUCGUAGUCGCGGCCCUUCUGGCCUUGAUCUACAUAUUCCUCGUGUGGAACUUUAAUUACUGGAAGAAGCGAGGCAUUCCGUCGGCCAAAACUUGGCCUUUUGUGGGCAGUUUUCCCAGUGUUUUUACCCAGAAACGAAAUGUGGUCUACGACAUCGAUGAGAUCUACGAGCAGUACAAGAACACUGAUAGCGUUGUGGGAGUAUUCCAAACUAGACUACCUCAACUACUGAUCACCAGUCCAGAAUAUGCGCACAAGAUUUUUGUGAGUGACUUCCGCAGUUUCCACGACAACGAGAUGGCCAGGUUUACCGACAAAAAGGUAGACAAGAUCUUUGCCAACAAUCCGUUUGUAUUGACGGGUGAGGCCUGGAAGGAAAGACGUGCUGAAGUAACACCCGGACUUUCAGCAAAUCGGGUUAAAGCUGCCUACCCAGUAUCGCAGAGUGUUUGUAAAAAGUUUGUGGACUAUAUCAAGAGGCAGCUUUUGAUGGCUUCGUCCGAUGGACUGAAUGCCAAGGAUCUGUGCUUGUGCUACACCACCGAAGUGGUCUCCGAUUGUGUGCUGGGCAUCUCCGCACAGAGUUUCACCGACAAUCCCACACCGCUGGUGGGAAUGAUCAAGCGCGUCUUUGAGCAGUCCUUUGGCUUCAUUUUCUACAUGGUUGUGGCCAAUCUCUGGCCGCCAAUCAGAAAAAUCUACAGCGUUGGCCUGUUCGCCAAGGAUGUGGAGGAGUUCUUCUACGACAUCAUGCGGAAGUGCAUCGAAAUGAGGCGGGAUAAUCCGGUUCAACAGCGCGAUGACUUCCUCAACUACAUGCUGCAGUUGCAAGACAAAAAAGGACUGGACACGCUGGAGCUGACCUCGCAUACUAUGACCUUUUUAACCGAUGGGUUCGAGACCACUUCGCAAGUUCUGUCCCACGCCCUGCUCUUGCUGGGUCGCAAUCCGGAAAUGCAGAAUAAGUUGAGGAAGGAAAUCGGCACUGAAGAGCUGACCUUCGAGCAGUUGAGUGAGCUGCCCUAUUUGGAGGCCUGCAUUCACGAAACUCUGCGACUUUUCUCACCCAUGCUGGCUGCCCGCAAGUUGGUAACGGAGACCUACGAAUUCGUGAACAAGAACGGAGUGAGUGUGAAAGUGCAUCCCGGAGAUGUGGUCAUCAUUCCGGCCAACGCCCUGCACUACGAUCCUCAGUACUACGAAGAUCCGCAGUCUUUCAAGCCUGAACGGUUUUUGGAGAUCAAUGGGGGAGCCAAGAAGUACAGAGAUCAGGGCGUCUACUAUGGCUUUGGCGAUGGACCUCGCAUUUGUCCAGGCAUGCGGUUUGCACUCACCCAACUUAAAGCGGCGAUGGUGGAAAUCAUUCGAAACUUUGACGUCAAGGUUAAUCCCAAAACACGCAAGGAUAAUCGCUUCGACGAUACCUUUUUUAUGGCCGCCUUGAAGGGUGGCAUUUGGCUGGACUUUGUGGAGCGCAAAUAGUUACUCAAAAUUAAGCUUUUUUGCUACCCGUUUGCUUUUUAAAAUAUAGAAGUUGUUAAUCAAAUUA